Dictyostelium purpureum is the source of this 3257-nucleotide messenger RNA. RefSeq lists its product as uncharacterized. The record is from RefSeq and is a predicted model, not a curated record. Gene Ontology annotation, cellular component: cytoplasm; ubiquitin ligase complex; nucleus. The transcript is spliced from 7 exons. Gene Ontology annotation, biological process: protein polyubiquitination. Bases 42 to 3257 code for a protein of 1071 amino acids. Gene Ontology annotation, molecular function: ubiquitin-ubiquitin ligase activity. NCBI's taxonomy places the organism in Eukaryota, Evosea, Eumycetozoa, Dictyosteliales, Dictyosteliaceae.
GUAAAUAGAUAAAUAAUAGUUAUAAAAGAAAAAAAAAUAGAAUGAAGAAAAUGUUUUUAAAGUUUGGAAGAGGGGGCGGUGAUGAUGACGGAAAUGAAAAUAAUGAUAAUAAUAAUAACAACAGCAAUAAUAAUAAUAGCAAUAGUGAUGAUAAAAUGAAUGUUGACGAAGAUAGAAGAAAAAGACUUCAAAGAUUCGAAGUUCCAGAAGAGCAGUUAAUUGUAGCAGCACAACAAUUAGAACAGCAAAAACAACAGCAGCAACAACCAGUUAAACAACAAAGUCCACCACUUAAAUCAGCACAAAUGGAUGUUACACCAGCACCAUUGGUUCAAAAACCAGCAACUACAACUGCCACAACUGCAGCAUCAAAACCAACUUCACCAACAGCACCAACAGCUGCCUCUAAAGAUACAAUUAGACAAUGUGAAAUACCUAUGGGUGAAUAUAAUUAUUAUAUACUUGAAAAAUUAUUUUUAAUUUAUUUAUCUCCACCAAGUAACCAACAACCAAAGUCAAUCUAUUUAAAAUCAGUUGUUGAAUCAUUAAAAGAAGAUAUUCCAAGUGAUGGUAGUGUAUUAACAUUAGAAAAACCAAUCUUAGAUAAAAUUAUUGUUGAAAGAUUAUCAGUAAAGGUACCUGGUGUUACAGCGGUAGAGUUUUUAAUUGGUAGCUAUAAUAGAAUUCAACAGGCAAAAAAAAAGAAAUUACCAUUAAAUGAACAAGUUCUCAAGGACAGUAUAGAGUUGAUUUUAUUAUAUUUUGGUUUAGUUUUAACUAUCCCAGAUAUGUUUCAAGGUACAUCUUCAUCAUAUGGAAGCGGUUCUGUUCAAUUAAUGCCAUAUCUUUGUGGAGAAACAACUGAAGAGUUAUCUGAUCAAUUUGUUUCACAGUUUUUAGAGGAAUACCAAGAAGAUUUAGAACCAAUUGUCGAACCAAUAUUUUUAGAUCUUAUUAAAGUUAUGUCUAGUAUAACUUUAACUGGUAGUAUAUUCCCAUAUUAUAGAGUUUUUUCAAGAUUAGUACAAUUUAAAAAGAUUUCAGAAGUUUUAGUAAAAUUACCAUGCUGGGUUGAUCCAAGCUUUAACGGUAAAGAUAUGGAACGUAAAACUGUUUUGGGUUCAUUAUUUAUGCCAUCAUCAGCAUCCGACGAUGGUAUGGCAUUAAAACACUUUUUUGCAAAUGCAUCAACUAUGGAUAGAAACAGUAUUAGUGACUCAUUCCUUUCAAUUAGACAAAUUCAAACCAACAUUCAUAACAGUUUAUUAGAUUUAUUAAAAGGAUUUUUGAAAGCUCAUCCAGAUAAUAAAGAAGCAUUCCUUUCAUGGGUGGUCCCAGUUAUUGAAAAGAAUCUUGAACGUAAUAAAAUGCAGGUUGAUCGUGCCAAAGCAUGUAGUGAUGGUUUUGCUUUAAAUCUCUGCGCCGUAUUAGUAUUACUUUGUGAAUCAUUUGUUGAUAUUUCAUUCUCAAAAGUUUCAAUGGUAGAAACCGGUUUCUUGUUAUCAGGAAAAAGACACGAUAUUUCAAAAGAUACUAGAUUAUGUGCUAAUGAACAACAGGCUGAAGAAUGGACCAAAGAUGGCUCAAUUCCAAAAGCUCAAGAUCACACCAAUUUCAUUACCGAAUGUUUCUUUGUAACUCUCAGAGCUUUACACAUUGGUAUUAAUUCAACUUUUGAAAAAUUAAAAAUGAUUGGCCGUAAUUUACAAGAUUUAGAGAAUAAUAAGAAGGUAUUGUUAGAUUCAAAACAAAAAUGGUUUGGUACACCACAAGGUAAGUUAUAUGAAAACCAAUUAGAGUUGCUCACAAAGAAAGAGGAUUUACUUAAGGGUAUUACUUAUUCAAUUGAUGCCCAAUUAUUCGAGCCAGUAUUCUUACAAAAAACUGCCUUGUUCUUAUUAUUUGCAACCAAUUGGUUAUUAAAAGUUAUCAAUCCAAAUAAUCAACCUUUACCAUUAGCUUUACCAGCACCAAAGGUUUUUGCUUCAUUACCAGAGUUUUGUAUUGAGGAUGUUGUUGAUUUCUUUACAUUUGUAAUUGGUAAUUUCAGUCAAGCAUUACAAUAUGUUCAAUUAGAUAGUUUAAUGAAAUUCUUUAUUUCAAUUUUAGCAACACCAGAAUACGUUAAGAAUCCAUACUUGAAAGCCAAAAUUAUUGAAAUCGUUUCACAAUUUGUACCAAGUCAACAUAACAAAGGUAAUCCAUUGCUUUUAGAAUGCAACGCAGAAAUCAAAGAUCAUUUAGUAUUAUCUCUAAUGAGAUUUUAUGUUGAUAUUGAAUUUACUGGUGGCCACAAUCAAUUCUAUGAAAAGUUCACAUAUCGUCAUUACAGUUCUGUAAUCUUAAAGUACUUAUGGUCAGUUCCAGAUUUUAGAAAGAAAUUCUUUGAAACACCAAAAGAUCCAAUUUUCAUCAAAUUUGUAAAUAUGUUAAUCAAUGACUCAACCUAUGUAUUGGAUGAAGCUUUGGCUAAAUUAAUUAAAAUUAAGGAAAAUCAAAUUUUAUUUGAUGAUCCAAAUUGGGAUAAAAAUUUAACACCAGAACAAAGAAAAGAAAAAGUAGAACAAAAUGAUUUAAAUGAAAGAAUUUGUAAAUCAAAUCUUUCAUUAGCAAAUAGUAAUAUCGAUAUGAUGUUAUAUUUAUCAAGUGAUAAGAUUAUGUUGGUUGGCUUUUUAAGACCAGAACUAAUUGAUAGAAUUUCAGCAAUGAUGAACUAUUUCUUGGCUCAGAUUGUUGGACCAAAAUGCACAAACUUAAAGGUUAGAGAACCAGAAAAAUAUCAUUUCAAUCCAAAACAAUUAUUAAAUCAAUUAACCGAAAUCUAUGUCAAUUUCUCCAAAGAGCCACGUUUCCUUCAAUCAGUGGUUCGUGAUGGUAGAUCAUUCAAAGUUUCAAUCUUUGAAACCACUGAAAGAAUUUUACAAAGAGAAAGAAUUAAGAAUGAUCAAGAUAUGCAAGAUUUUUCUGCUUUAGUAAAGAAACUGGAAAAAGUUGCUGCCGAAGAAGAAGCUGCCGAAGAAGAACUUGGUGAGAUCCCAGACGAAUUCUGUGAUCCAAUUCUUUCAACUCUUAUGACUGAUCCAGUUAUUUUACCAUCAAGUAAAACCGUUAUCGACAGACAAACCAUCCUUAGACAUUUAUUAAGUGAUCAAACUGAUCCUUUCAAUAGAUCCGUUUUAACACCAGAAAUGUUAAUUGAUGAUGUCGAAACCAAAGCUAAAAUUGAAAAAUGGUUAAACGAUAAGAAAAAGAAAUAA